AAGCUAAAAAUUUUACAAGCUCACAGCUGUUUUAAGCCGCCCACACUUUUUGUAUCAGCAGCCGACGCCGUUAAUUAUGGUCGACUCAGGUUUUUUUCUGCCGACCACGACAUACUAAAAAAAAUGAACAAAAUGAAAAAGCCCAAAUCUCUAAGGCCACCUAUGCCAAUUGUUACGCCUACCGUCAAAUCUAAUAACACCGAUACUGAUUCACAAUUUGAGUUGGAACUUUGCUGGUGUGUUCACCAGCUAGAGAAUGCUUUAAAUUCUGGAAAAUUAUCACAAAAAGUGGCUGAAGAUACUAUUAAGAAUUUAAAAGUUCUUAAAGGUAAUAGUGCUCCUUUGAUUAAAAAACGACAGGUUAUGAAGGCUGCUUUGGGCGAUUACCGUGCUAAGAUGAAAGAGGAGGAAAAGAAAAUGAGCUUAGCUCCUAAACAAAUCAAAUUUACAAAUUCUGCUGAAGUAAAUAAAAAAUCUAGUUUUGUGAAAAAAUCUGCCAUCUUAACAUCGGGUAAAGAUUUUAAAUUCAAUUUCAAUCCUAGCAAUGCAGUAGAAAAUCAAACACAAGAAUCGGAACAACAAUCUAAGGAAACAACAGAUGCUAUGAACUUUAAAACAACAAAUUUACAAUUGACUUCUGGUAGUGGGUUUAAGUUUAAUUUUGCCAUAGAUGAAGUUAAUAAUGAAAUUAAAUUUGAUGAAUUAUCUAUAAAAUAAAAUUGCAAAAACAAAGUU
Lucilia cuprina (Australian sheep blowfly) is the source of this 735-nucleotide messenger RNA. RefSeq names its product UPF0488 protein CG14286. Bases 124 to 717 code for a protein of 197 amino acids. NCBI's taxonomy places the organism in Eukaryota, Metazoa, Arthropoda, Insecta, Diptera, Calliphoridae. The transcript is spliced from 4 exons. The record is from RefSeq and is a predicted model, not a curated record.